Molecule: messenger RNA, 6592 nt
Organism: Sus scrofa (pig)
Lineage: Eukaryota; Metazoa; Chordata; Mammalia; Artiodactyla; Suidae
Source: RefSeq, a predicted model, not a curated record
AUAACCGAUGAAGCGUAUGAUGGAGCCAUCCCUGACCUCUCGUGCCCUCAUGUUUACACCCUCAAAGGAACCAUAUCUAGCUACCUUUCUCCUAACUCCUUUCCCCUUUAUUCUCUCUGCACCUACCUCACUGUACUACCUUUAGACCCAGCUUCUCCACCUUACAAAUUCUUUCUGCUUCCCAAGCAUCUCCUUUCUUAGUCUUGCAAAUAAUGCUUUACCCCUACUGGCACCGAAUGAGAUGCGGUUUGCUCCCUAAGGACUUCUCCCAAACAACUACAUUCCAGAAGCAUAGCUGAAAGGAUAUUGUCUCUUUCAUUUUUUUACCUUUUUUCUUUUUUUUUCCCCAGAAAGGAAAACUGGGACCCAGAGAGGGGAGUUGAUUUCCUGUAGGUCACAGGUCAAGUUGGUGGUGAUAGAUCCAGAUCUAAAGUGAAACUCUUGCAUGUGCCCCCGACUCCCAGGUUGGAGUCUCUUUGGAUGAAAGUCUUACACCCUUUUUGGAGAUGGCUGAACUAGGUCAGGUUCAUUUACCACCAAAUAAGUAUCCCAUCCCCCCACCUCAACCCUGAAACUGUAGGAGCUGACAGGUUGUGCAACUAUUUUACAGGGAACUGGGUUCACCCUGACCAACCUUGAGCUAUUUUAAGGUUGCCCUGCCCAGCUUAGUGUGUGUCAGUGGGUGAGCAAGACAUGUGCCUCCAUGGUGGCAUGGCCUGUGUCACCUCACACGUGUCCUGGGAUCCUCCACCCAACUCAUGGCAGGCGGAGCUAGGUGCUUGUCAAAGGUGUGGCAGGCAGCUCACCUUUUCUCCCCCUGCCAGUGCAGUGGGAACACGGCCACCUGGUCGGCGGUCUAACUAGAGGGCCAAAGUCCCUGAGUGGCCAGAGAGCCAAGGUCAUUGUCACCAGGCUGAGAGAUCUGGAAGGGGGAAUUCCAAAGCCUUGGGCUGAACAGUUUGUCCUUCAUUCCGCUUCUGGCGGCUCACUGUUCCGCCCUUCCUGGGUUCAGAGAGAGUGUUCACUCUGAUUCUUGACCUUGCAGCCCAGGGGAACAGGUUCAAUACCUUCAGUACCUUCAGAGAGGAUGUCUUCCGGUUUUCAGGGAAUGUGACUUACUCUUGUAGGACCUCCACCCUCCUCUCCUUGCUGUUGACUAGCUGCCCCUCCAUGGGUCUCAUCCCUGGAAUGGUCUCGGUAUUUUUUUUUUUUUUUAAUUUUAUUGAAGUAGAGUUGACUCACAAUGUUGUAUUAGGUUCAGGUAUACAGUGAAGUGAAUCUGUCAUACAUAUAAAUACGUCCAUUCUUUUUUCCCAUAGAGAUUGUUACAGACUAUUGAGUAGGUUUUCCUGUGCUAUACCGUAGCUUCUUGUUAAUUAUCUAUUUUUAUACAGUAGUAUGUAUAUAUUAUUCCACCCUCCCAAUUCUUCCCUCCCCCUAAUAGUGUCUGGUCUUGGUAUUAAAAUUAAAAUUGGCAGCUGGGUUUUUGUUGUUGUCGUUUGGGGGUUUUUGUUUGCUGGUUUUUGAAGCCCGGGUAUUCUGAAUGUUUUUCAGCUGCUCAUCCCAUCCCCAGGUUGGCUGCUGACGAUUAAGUCAUUAGCUGCAGUUGAUAUUCUCUCUAUAUAUAUGUUUUUUUCUUUUUUUUGCAGCUGAUAUUCUAAAGGCAGGUGUCUUUAAAGGGGGGAGGGUACAUGUGUGAGAUACAGAGCAUCACAGAGGUAAUGCCUCUGGGGAGGUAUCUUGCACCCGAGGCAGAAGCCGAAUGUACCUGCUGAGCGUUGUGGGGGUUGGUUGGCCAGGUCUGAUAUAGGUCGGGGAGUGGCUUACUGUGGCUCUUCUGGGGGUGUCAGGAUUAGGGGCUCCACAUGGUUAACUCCUGAGUGUCCAAGAGUGUUUUGGAGAGGCAGGCGGGGAGUGAGCAGAGUGGUGCCCUGGGAUCAAAGCUCUAUGGUGGUUGACGUCCCCUUCCCUUGUGUUCUCCUGCCAGGUGGCGUCAUCACCUACAUUGGCUCCAGCGGCUCCUCCCCGAGCCGCACCAGCCCCGAGUCCCUCUACAGUGACAGCUCGAAUGGCAGCUUCCAGUCCCUGACUCCAGGCUGCCCCACCUACUUCCCACCAUCACCCACUGGCUCCCUCACCCAGGACCCAGCUCGCUCCUUUGGGAGCAUUCCACCCAGCCUGAGUGACGAUGGUUCCCCUUCUUCCUCUUCCUCUUCCUCAUCGUCCUCCUCCUCCUCCUCCUUCUAUAAUGGGAGCCCCCCUGGCGGGCUACAAGUGGCCCUGGAAGACAGCAACCGCGUGUCCCCCAGCAAGAGCACCAGCAACAUCACCAAGCUGAAUGGCAUGGUGCUGCUCUGUAAAGUGUGUGGGGACGUGGCCUCGGGUUUCCACUAUGGCGUGCAUGCCUGUGAGGGCUGCAAGGGCUUUUUCCGUCGAAGCAUCCAGCAGAACAUCCAGUACAAAAGGUGUCUGAAAAAUGAGAACUGCUCCAUCGUCCGCAUCAAUCGUAACCGCUGCCAGCAGUGUCGCUUCAAGAAGUGUCUCUCCGUGGGCAUGUCUCGAGAUGCUGUGCGUUUUGGGCGCAUCCCCAAACGAGAGAAGCAGCGGAUGCUGGCUGAGAUGCAGAGUGCCAUGAACCUGGCCAACAACCAGCUGAGCAGCCAGUGCCCGCUGGAGACCCCACCCACCCAGCAUCCCACCCCAGGCCCCCUGGGCCCCUCACCGCCCCCAGCCCCAGCCCCCUCACCCCUGGUGGGCUUCUCGCAGUUCCCACAACAGCUGACGCCUCCCCGAUCCCCAAGUCCUGAGCCCACAGUGGAGGAUGUGAUAUCGCAGGUCGCCCGGGCCCACCGAGAGAUCUUCACCUACGCCCAUGACAAGCUGGGCACCUCACCUGGCAACUUCAAUGCCAACCAUGCCUCAGGCAGCCCCCUGGCCACCACCCCACAUCGCUGGGAAAGUCAGGGCUGCCCACCCGCCCCCAAUGACAACAACAUCAUGGCUGCCCAGCGUCAUAAUGAGGCCCUGAACGGUUUACGCCAGGCUCCUUCCGCCUACCCUCCCGCCUGGCAUCCUGGCCCUGCCCACCACAGCUGCCACCAGCCCAACAGCAAUGGGCACCGUCUAUGCCCCACCCACGUGUACCCAGCCCCAGAAGGCGAAGCACCCGCCAACAGUCUGCGUCAGGGCAACUCCAAGAACGUUCUGCUGGCAUGUCCCAUGAACAUGUACCCGCACGGACGCAGUGGGCGAACCGUGCAAGAGAUCUGGGAGGAUUUCUCCAUGAGCUUCACACCUGCCGUGCGGGAGGUGGUGGAGUUUGCCAAGCACAUCCCCGGCUUCCGUGAUCUUUCUCAGCACGACCAGGUCACCCUGCUCAAGGCUGGCACCUUUGAGGUGCUGAUGGUGCGCUUUGCGUCGCUGUUCAACGUGAAGGACCAGACGGUGAUGUUCCUGAGCCGCACCACCUACAGCCUGCAGGAGCUCGGCGCCAUGGGCAUGGGCGACCUGCUCAAUGCCAUGUUCGACUUCAGCGAGAAGCUCAACUCCCUGGCGCUUACCGAGGAGGAGCUGGGCCUCUUCACCGCGGUGGUGCUCGUCUCGGCAGACCGCUCGGGCAUGGAGAAUUCCGCUUCGGUGGAGCAGCUCCAGGAGACGCUGCUGCGGGCUCUUCGGGCUCUGGUGCUGAAGAACCGGCCCUCGGAGACUUCCCGCUUCACCAAGCUGCUGCUCAAGCUGCCGGACCUGCGGACCCUGAACAACAUGCAUUCCGAGAAGCUGCUGUCCUUCCGGGUGGACGCCCAGUGACCCGCCCGGCCGGCCUUCUGCCGCUGCCCCCUUGUACAGAAUCGAACUCUGCACUUCUCUCUCCUUUACGAGACGAAAAGGAAAAGCAAACCAGAAUCUUAUUUAUAUUGUUAUAAAAUAUUCCAAGAUGAGCCUCUGGCCCCCCGAGCCUUCUUGUAAAUACCUGCCUCCCUCCCCCAUCACUGAACCUCCCCGGGCCUCCCCUAUUUAAACCACUCCCCCCCCUUAUUCUCUAGCGCCCCCCUCUCCCCCCCCCCCGACUUGUUCUCUUCCUGUCUCAAAUCCAAUAGUUCACAGCUGAGCUGGCUUCUGUGGUGUGUGCUCGUUUUGGGGGUGGGAUGGGGUGGAAAUAUGGCCAAGGCUGGGGGCACACCUCUCCAUCUGGUCAGUUUGUGGGGUGGGUACUCUGCCAGCAGAUGGGAGGAUUCUGGGAAACAGCACGCAAGUCUAAGGGGGGGUGCCCAAGGGGAUUAUUUUCAUCAUAUAUUUAUUACAUAAAUAUAUAGUAAAAUAGACGAGCAACAAUUACCAUAAAAAUAUCUUUCUUUAAAAUCCUGACCCAAAACACAACGGGGUGAAAAAUCGCACAUAACAGACAUACUGAUUGUCAACGUGGGGCAGGAGUAGGAGCCCCCCGCAAGUCACCCCCACUGGCCCCACCCCUCCCCGGGGAAGGGCCCUACCUCCUUCCCUGUUUCUGGCCACAACCCCUCUCCCUCCCGCCCCAGCACCAGCUUCUCAUACAUUCAGUAGCGCCUCCAGGGAAGUGUCCCCCUCCUCCCGCCCAGGAGUUCCCAAGGCAGGAAUUACUGUCCCCCUUAUGGACGGUGUCUAUGUCACACGCCCUGCCCUCUCCCAGCCCUGUAGACCCGCCACCAGGGGAAGGGGUAGGGGCUCCUCCACCCCCACCCUCCCCAAGUCUGAGCAGGGAGGAGGCUGGAUGAGGUAUGUGUGUUAUGAGUGAUGGGAGGGGGAAUACUGAGAUGGAGAGGCGGGUGGUGGGGGCGGGGUAGUGGUCAUGGCUCUGGCACCCCUUUGUCCUGGCCUGGCCCCCCUUCUCCUAGUCCCAGCAGCCCCUCCCCCCGCCAAUACUGCACCCACUGCCCCACUCUGCCUGCCCUAGUGCCCCGGGCCAAUACUGGGGAGGCAUGCUAAGCACCCACGUCAAGGCCAUCCCCCUCAUUAGCACCAAUGGCCCCCAGGAGAGGGCCCUGUCCCCCACUUCCAAAGCAGGGACUGGGACGGCUGCCUCUCUAGAGCAGGUGCGUGACGCUCCUGAGUACCCCCCCCCGGCUCCGCCCCCACCACGUGUACUUGCUCACACAUUCACGCAGUGAAACACACACACACACACACACACACACAUCCCCCACAUCACCGAGGUGGGGGGGGGAAGGGGUCGGGUUCUGGGGCGGAGUAGGGGAAUCACAGCUCAUAUGACUGGGGAGGGGGGGGGUGGAUUCCCAAGCGCUUGUUAAGAGGCCAAGACUCUUCUGGGCCUUUUCUCCACCAUGUGCAUGGCUGAGACUGGGAAGGGAGAGGCAGAGGUGGGGAUGCAGGGAUGGGGGAAGACAGCAGACAGGUCAGGAAUUCCACUGGGCCCCCACGGGGUGGAAGGAGGGUACAGGAGGGCUUAUCUGGGACUAGAGUAAUACAGGAAUCAGUACCCCAGGAGAGAGAGAGAGAGAGGAUAGAGACAGACAAAGACAGCACGGGCAGCCCUCGAGCCCAAGGGGGGGCGGGGCAGGCACAUGCACAGGUGAUAGCGGGUGCUCUUCCAGGCCCUCCACCUCUGUCGCAACACCUGAACAGUGGGGGAAGAACACACCCUGAUGGGCAGCAUAGCAUUGCCUUCCCGUGUGUGUGUGUGUGUGUGUGUUUGUGUGUAUGCACGCACAUGUGCACGUGUGUGCACGUGUGGAGGGGGCUGUGGCAGGCUGAGGGUCAAGGUGGGGUGGCAGGUUCCCCACUGCUUAAGACAUUUUUGCCCCAAUAGUGCAAAGCGCAGGAAGCCCUGGCACCCCUCCCCCCGCCCCCUGCCCCAUUCCCCAUGGCUUCCGGGGGCAUCUAUGUCCACCCAUCCAUCCCUGCCGAUGUGCAGCCCUGAGCCCAGGGCCCUCUGGUCUGCUCUGUCCCUUCCCUCCCUCCCUUCCCCCCCCACCUACAGAGGGCUACCUCCUCCCUCCCUCUCUCCCCUGCGGAGCGGGGGCGACAGCCAAAGGGAGGAGGAGGAGGAGGGCAGCUCACCCAAGUGCAGACCAACAGAGCACUCCUCACCAGGAGGGUGGGAGGUGGCUCAAGCCAAAGUCCCUGAAUUAGAGAAGAGAGGAGGGGAGAGGGGUCCCAGGGGCACAGGGGCGGCUGGCCUAAAGAGCUUCAAAGGAAAAAAGGAGGAGCACCAACCGCCCCCUCCCCCGGGGCUUCGACUAAGUGCCAUUUAUCUGAGCACCCCAUUCCGGUGCCUGCCCGCCCAGAGUCUGGGUUAGUGCAUGGAGUGGGCGCGGGAGAGGAGGAGGGCAGGGGUUAGAGAGAGCCCGGCAGACAGAUGGAAACAGGGGCCUAAGGGGGUGGAGGCUCUGGGAGAAGCUCGCGCACACCCUCCCUGGCCCCCCAGUGCAGCAGCAUCUGGAUUGUAGCUAAUACUGCAGGAUGUGAGGAGGGCGGGAGCCUGAGCCACAGUUUUUCCUGUGUGGGUGCCAAGGUGCGGAAAGGGGUUGGGGGGGCACAGGGAGAGGCCCCUGGGGCUGGGCACUUGAAAGGGGAGCUGUGCGGGCAGCAGGGCAGG